AUGUCUGCAAAGAUGUUGAGCGCAGGGCUUGCUCACGAUAAGAUGCUAGAGUCCAUUGUGAUGACAUCUGAGUCAUCUGAGGAGAACAACGACGAACUGAAAGACCGACUGGCCAACUGGUUCUUGACUGUGCGAGAACCCAGAGACGAAAAACUAGACCUGAGCUACAUAGACCUCGAACAACUGGACAUGGUCCGGACGAAGCGGACGAUGGGGCGGACCUUCCUUUGCGAAAAAGCGGAAGGCAGCCCCAGCGCGGCCCCACUCAGGGCCUCACCCAGAAGCUUGCGCAUUGCUUCGACUGCUGCAGCAGCUUGGCAUUUGAGCUUGACAGCGGCGGUGGCGGUCUCCUUGCACGCAGGCACGCUCGAUCAGGGUGGCGACGAUCGUGUUUGGGCCAUUUGGGUGGGAAAGUCGCGGGACAGGAAGUGGGAGCACAGCAAGAGCCUGCCUGUAUCUGAUGCCACGUGCAUCUCAGAGAAGACGCAGCUCUUGCGGAAGACGCUGCCAACGGUGAACUGUGCCCUUUUGAGGGAGGAAAGGAGACCUACUACCUACUCCCGAACUUUCCAAUUUUCUGGUGUCACUUAUGUGCGCCGUACCUUCAUUCACUAUGACGACUUUGAGGAGCAGGAGGAGGCAGAAAGGUGCUGCCUCAGCGCGCCACCCUGGACCCUAAAGCUUUUGGUGCGCUUCAGCAUUCACCUUUGGUGGCCCGGGCUUGUUGCGCGAAGAGAUGAAGACUUGUUUGGAGGUCGAUCCGACGAUGAGCUCACUGCCAAGAUUGGGUGGGACUACCAGCCAGAGAAGAUCGAGGAGUAUUUCCGCGAAAAGCCUUGGCAGCUCGCCGAACAUGGAGCAGCCAUUGUUCAGGCCCUGCUUGGCUUGGCUGCAUCAACGGCGAUCCUGCUCAUCCAGGGCCAGGCUUGGGCUCAAAUUCGCUUGAAGCUAGCGCCGGAGGUGAGGCGCAGCCUUUGUCAGCUAGGCCCAUCGUACAUUAAGCUAGGCCAGGCCUUGGCCUCUCGCCCGGACUUGGUGGGCGGAGAACUGGCAGAGGAGCUGGUGCAACUGCAGGACAGCUUGCCAGCCUUCGACACGAAAGAUGCGCUUGAGGUCAUCAAGCAAGAAUUCCAAGGGGCACAGGACCCAGCAGCUGCCCAGGAACUCUUAAAGUCCUUGGAGGGCGCUGUGCCGAAAGCAGCCGCAUCGCUGGGGCAAGUCUAUCAAGGAGUCCUCCGUGGGCGUUCGGUGGCCGUGAAGGUCCAGCGGCCCGAGGCGCGGCGCUUGGCGGCCGUGGACGCCGCGCUGCUGAGGUCCCUUGCGCGUGGCGUUGAAGCUUUGCGGAACCCUCUAGAUGGGCAACGAUUGGUACGUGCAAAUGUCCUUGGGGCGGUCGAUGAGUUCUGCUCCCGUCUCUUCGAGGAGCUGGAUUAUCGUCGAGAGGCCUCGAACUGCGCCACCUUUGCGGCCCUCUAUGGCGACCACGGCAACUAUGCCUCGGAUCUGCCGCCGCCAGGAUUGAAGAUCCCAGAACUGGAACCGGACUUCUGUGGCCGUGGGGAAGACUCGGUGGCAGUGGGUGGAAGGAGAGCGUUUGGCACCCAGCGCAGAUGCCAAAGAGGAUUUGCCUCUUGUGGAGAUGGGAAUUUCAGCCACGCUCUUGCAGCUUCUGGGUACGGGUGUGAUGCACACCGACCCUCAUGGAGGGAAUUUGCUGAAGGCGGGCAUGUGGUCGGCGGGCAGUUGGUGUGCUUUCAGAAGUUAGCAAGGUUUACUUGGACUUUGGGCUUGUAG
Molecule: messenger RNA, 1794 nt
Organism: Durusdinium trenchii
Lineage: Eukaryota; Dinophyceae; Suessiales; Symbiodiniaceae
Source: the annotation of a GenBank genome assembly